Necator americanus (New World hookworm) is the source of this 714-nucleotide messenger RNA. RefSeq lists its product as uncharacterized. The record is from RefSeq and is a predicted model, not a curated record. Bases 1 to 714 code for a protein of 237 amino acids. Gene Ontology annotation, cellular component: cell surface. The transcript is spliced from 8 exons. Lineage: Eukaryota; Metazoa; Nematoda; Chromadorea; Rhabditida; Ancylostomatidae.
AUGCUGUUUCCAGAGAGAUCUAACAUCAUACAGAAAGAAAAUUGUGGCAUAUGGACCAUAAAGGAGCCUGAAAAACGUUCCUGGAGAAUACGAUCAACUGGUCAGCUUAUACCUUCAGUCAAGGCGAGUUCCAUGUCUGCUGUUCGGGAACAGGGAGUAGGAAUUAGAUGUCCAAUCGCUGAGAUAAAGGCACACAUAUAUCACUUCCUUCAUUCUGUAUACACGAAAGUGUCCGUGGACUUCCUUUCCCUCACCGAAAUGAAGUUCCUUGUACCUCUUUCUCUUCUCAGUGUGACAUUAGCAUUGAGGGAUCAGUCAAUAGCUGUGAAAGGAAAACUUCUGUGUGGAGCAAAGCCGGCCAGUAACGUUCGGGUGAAGCUUUGGGAGGAAGAUGGAGGACCUGAUCCAGACGAUGAACUUGCUGCUGGCUAUACUGAUGGUAGUGGUGCGUUCUCACUAUCCGGUGGAACUGCCGAGCUGACACCAAUUGAUCCUGUCUUCAAGGUUUACCACGAUUGUGAUGAUGGAGUAAAGCCGGGUUCCAGAAAAGUGAAGUUCUACCUUCCGAAAAGCUAUAUUACCGAGGGCAAGGUGCCAAAGAAAACGUUUGAUAUCGGAGUCUUGAACUUGGAAACUAUUUUCCCUGGAGAGGAGCGUGAAAUGAUCGUUUCACGUAUGCGACGUGAUAAUUCAUUCUUUUAUGACUACGACUAA